AUGUUUUCCCUACCAAAGCAGUUCAUACUCCCCGAUCUCAUCAGUCCCUGCCCAUUCAAGGGCGGCGCGUUCAGUCCCCACUAUACUAGAGCAUCGGCUGCUUCCCGAGCUUGGGUUGGCAGUUACACUCUUGUCGCGGAAGAGAAACGUCACGUCUACCUCAAUAGUGGAAGUGCGGUACUUGCCGCCCAUGCCUACCAUUACGCGGCAUACGAGCAAUUCCGGACGAUCUGCGAUUUCAUCAGUGUUUUGUUCACGCUCGACGAAAUCAGCGACGAGCAGAACGGAGCGGACGCGCGCACUACGAUGAACGUCUUCCUAGAGGUUCUUACUGAUCCUAACUGGGACGAUGGCACUCAGUUAGCGAAAUUUUGCAGGGACUUCAGAGCAAGGUUUUCCUCUACCUGUGGUCCCGCCUGCUAUGGCCGCUUCCUGAAGCUUUGCAAGGGCUACAUUGAUGCUGUCAUCGUCGAAGCAGAGCUGAGAGAAAGGGAGGAGGUACUCGAUUUACAGUCGUACUUACCGCUCCGCAGGGCGAACAGUGCGGUACCCUUCUGUUUCGGGCUGUUCGACUACGCACUCGGUAUCGACCUUCCGGACGAAGCAUACGAGCACCCUAUCUUCAAGCGCAUGCUCACCGCAGCAAUCGACAUGGUGUGCUGGUCAAACGAUCUUUACUCCUACAACAUGGAGCAGGCCAUGGGCCACACUGGCAACAACAUUUUAACCGUCCUCAUGAAGCAAGAGAAUAUUGACCUGCAGGCGGCCGCAGACUAUGUCGGAGAGCACUUCGGGAUUUUGGUGGAGGAAUUCGUCGCCGACAAGACACGCUUGCCUUCAUUCGGUCCACAUAUUGAUACUAUGGUUGCGAAGCAUAUAAUGGCUAUGGAAACCUGGGCCAUCGGCAACCUCGAGUGGAGCUUCGAAGUUCCCCGCUACUUUGGCCCCGAUUACGAGGAGGUCAAGCGCACUCGUGUUGUCACGCUGUACCCCAAGAAGAAUUAA
Sparassis crispa is the source of this 1005-nucleotide messenger RNA. RefSeq names its product Linoleate 10R-lipoxygenase COP4. NCBI's taxonomy places the organism in Eukaryota, Fungi, Basidiomycota, Agaricomycetes, Polyporales, Sparassidaceae. The coding region runs from base 1 to 1005 and encodes 334 amino acids. The record is from RefSeq and is a predicted model, not a curated record. The transcript has 3 exons.